This is a messenger RNA of Plasmodium yoelii, 1728 nucleotides long. RefSeq names its product conserved Plasmodium protein, unknown function. The record is from RefSeq and is a predicted model, not a curated record. The coding region runs from base 1 to 1728 and encodes 575 amino acids. Lineage: Eukaryota; Apicomplexa; Aconoidasida; Haemosporida; Plasmodiidae. The transcript is spliced from 6 exons.
AUGAAAAAUGUUCAUAUAAUAACUAAUAAGAUAGUAGAGGAAAGGGUAAAAGAAUAUUGCAGAAAAAUAGAGGAAAAAAAAUUAAAAAAUGUGAAGGCUACCAUACAAAUUGAUAGAAAUAAAAUAAGCAUAAAUAAUAAAAAGAAGCUAUAUCUCGAAAAAUUGAAAAAUGAUGAGAUUGAAAGAAAUAAUAACAUACUAAAGAAGAAGCUAGAGCAUAUUAACAAAAGAGAAAAAAAAGACGUGAGCGUACUGAAACAAGCAACCCUACAACAUCUUUCUACAAAUAAAAAAAAUUUCUUGUUUGAAAAUAUAAAGAAAGCAAAAAUAAAAGUAGAAAAGAAAAAAAUAAAUCAUGUAAAUGUUAAUUCUACCUUGAACGAUAACACUGUUAUUAAAAAUCCUAAAAAAAUUGUAUACAAAGGUUACAUAGAUGAUAUAAAAAAAUGUUAUAAGUUCUAUAUAGAGGUAAAAGUCGACGAAGAGGGGACCCUAAAUAUCCUCUCUUUAAAUUUAAAAAGCAAGAAAGUAAAAAAAUUAACCUAUGGAAAGGAGAAGCACGAUGAAAUGCUAAAUAGCAUGGAGACCUACGAAGCAAUGGUGAAAAAAAUAAUUGCAACUGAAGAAGAGCAUAUAGAACAAAUACAAAAAAAAAAUGUAUAUAAAAAAAAAUAUAUUUUUAAGGAAAGAGAAAGACCUACAGGAAUAAAAAAUCGAGUUGUGGUAGACAACAUUGAAAAGACAUGUGAUUUUUAUAUAAAAAAAUAUUUUAAUGAUGAUUUUGAUGAUAUAAAUUCAACAAAAGAAAUAAAUAACACCACUGAUACUAAUACAAACCAGGAUAAUGAUGAUCUAAUUUUAAAAAAAAAAAAAAACUCUUUUCUUUUAAUGAAAAAUGAAUUAUUGUACAAGUCGAGAAUCAACGAAGCGCAAGCUAGGUUAAUAUUUCAAAAAAUAAAAGAAAAACUUCAACAUAAUCCAAAAAUAAAUUUUGGAUUAGUAAUUGGCGAAGGAGACGAUUCUCUUUAUAACGAAAAGUCCAAAAAAAUGAGUAUACAAAAAAAAUAUAAUAAAAGUAAAAAAGAUUUAAAAUUAAAAACGAAUUCAAAAUCCAAAAGUAUAAAACUUAAUGAUACCAAAAAAAUUGGUUCGAAUCAAUCAAAAAUCAAUGAUGUAAAUAAUACAGUAUUACCAGAAAAAAAAACAGACCAAAAUUGUGAUAUCGAUAAUUUAAAUAAAGUUGCAGAGGAAGAAACAACGCCUAAAACAAAUGAUGUAGAACCAAAAAGUGUUCAAGAAAAUGUACAAUCUAAUCCCAACGAGGAAGAAAGCUCUAAUAAAACAGUUCCAUAUAUUUCUAAUGAGGAAAUAAACUCGGAUCAUUUUGCUCCCCAUACUAGUGAAGAAAUAAAUUCUAACAAUCCUGUUCCCAAUACUAGUGAGGAAAUAAAUUCAAAUAAUAAUGUUCCAAAUGCUAGUGAGGAAAUAAACUCGGACCAUUUUUCUCCCCAUGCUAGUGAGGAAAUAAACCCAGACCAUUUUGCUUCCAAUACUAGUGAAGAAAUAAAUUGUAAUAAAGAAAAAGAAUCAGAAAUGGAUGAUCAAAUGGAUAUGAAUAAAGGUAAUGAUGAAUUAAAAAAUAAAACUGACGAAGCUUCACACGAUGAACAAAUAGAUAGUGAAACUGCAAACAACCCCAUUGAUAUAAAUCCUGUUAAGGAUAUAUAA